CGGGUGGGGAGCGAGGCAGCUAUCGUGUCCCAGUUUUGCGACAGAACUCACAUUACUGAGGCGGAGGGGACUACCGGAGGAAACCUGCUGAAGCGCAGUGGGCUGUAGCAACCCGGAGAGAGUGUGCAUUCGACGAUGCGAUUGACCGAGGGUGAGUCCACUGCCAUGUCUGGUGCCGUGGUGAUGGAGCCUCCCAGAGACAGCGACUUCCUGCAGUCAUCCUGCGGCCCCGAAGAUGGUGCGGCCUCCCUCGACGAUGUCGCCAUCGACGCAGCAAAUGAGUCCUCGGGGGAGGAGUCGGAAAGGGAAGAGGAGACAGGGGCCAGUAAUGACGAAACCACCGCCCAGCCUUCAGACAUUCCCACUGAACAGCCCUCAAACACAGAGACAGUGAUUGCCCAGCGCCCACACUCCCUGAUGUUGCCUCCAGCGAUGGAGCCGGGCCUAUGGACGUGCCAGGGAGAUGGAGAGGUAAAGCUGAGGAUGGGGGAGUCUGGCCUGGCUGCCGAGACCCCUUUGACAGUCAACCAGAUGUUCACCUCAGCCGUGCAGCGCUUUGGCAGCUGCGUCGCUUUGAGCUGGAAGGAGGGUGAGCAGCAGAGGACCCUGGACUACAAAGGAUACUACCAGGCCUGCCGCACGGCAGCAAAGAGCUUCCUCAAGCUUGGUUUGCAGCGCUACCAUGGUGUCGGCAUCUUGGGCUUCAACUCGGCUGAGUGGUUCAUCUCUGAUAUUGCUGCAAUUUUGGCAGGUGGGUUUGCUGUGGGCAUCUACACCACCAACUCACCCGAGGCAUGCCAGUACGUAGCUGAGAACUGCAAGGCCAAUAUUAUUGUGGUGGAGAAUCACAAACAGCUGCAGAAGAUCCUACAGGUUCAAGACAAACUGCCCCACCUAAAAGCCAUUAUCCAGUACAAAGAUGCACUUAAAGAGAAGAGACCAAAUCUGUACACGUGGGCAGAGUUUAUGGAGCUUGGACGCGAUGAGCCAGAUGCUCCCCUUGAUGAAAUCAUCUCCAGCCAGAAGCCCAACCAGUGCUGCACGCUCAUCUACACCUCAGGGACCACAGGCCAGCCCAAAGGAGUCAUGCUUAGCCAUGACAAUCUGACGUGGACUGCAUUUGCUACCAGCCGCCAUGUGCGUCUGACAGAUGCCACUCAGGCUCAAGAGUGUGUGGUCAGCUACCUGCCCCUCAGUCACAUUGCUGCUCAGAUGGUCGACAUCUGGGUCACCAUGAAGGUCGGAGGAGCUACUUACUUUGCCCAGCCGGAUGCUCUCAAGGGCUCUCUGGUUAACACCUUGAAGGAGGUGCGUCCCACAGCCUUUAUGGGUGUGCCCCGUGUCUGGGAGAAGAUGCAGGAAAAGAUGAAGUCUGUCGGGGCCAAGUCCUCCACCCUCCGCAGAAAGGUGGCUGCCUGGGCCAAAGAUGUGGGUCUGCAGACCAACCUCGGCAAGAUGAACCAAAACGCAGCAAUUGGGCGCUCCCCACUGAACUACCGUGUGGCCAAGAAGCUGGUGUUCAAAAAGGUGCGUAAGGCCCUAGGCCUGGACCGCUGCAACAAAUGCUACACGGGUGCCGCUCCCAUCACCAAAGACACCUUGGAGUUCUUCCUCAGCCUGGAUAUCCCCGUGUAUGAGCUGUACGGCAUGAGCGAGAGCACUGGACCUCACACCAUCUCCCUGCCCGAUGCCUUCAGGCUGACCAGCUGCGGAAAGGAGAUCCCCGGGUGCAAGACAAAGCUGCAUAAUCCUGACGAGGAGGGCAACGGGGAGAUCUGUUUCUGGGGUCGCCAUGUCUUCAUGGGCUACCUUAACAUGGCCGACAAGACAGACGAGGCUCUAGAUGCAGAGGGCUGGCUUCACUCGGGUGACCUGGGCAAGCACGACGAGAAUGGUUUCCUCUUUAUUACUGGACGCAUCAAAGAGCUCAUCAUCACAGCGGGAGGAGAGAACAUCCCUCCUGUUCCCAUUGAAGACGCCGUGAAGGAGGCCGUGCCGCUAAUCAGCAAUGCCAUGCUUAUCGGCGACAAGAGGAAGUUCCUCUCCAUGCUACUUACCAUGAAGUGCAUGGUAAAUGCAGACACGGGCGACCCAGAGGAUGAGUUGACUCCCGAGGCGGUGGAGCUGUGCAGGAAGUUAGGCAGCAAUGCCACAUGCGUCUCUGAGAUCUCAGGUGGCGGCGACCGGGCCGUCCACGCGGCCAUCCAGGAGGGAAUCAACCGAGUCAACGAGAGCGCCACCUCCAAUGCCCAGCGCAUCCAAAAAUGGAUUGUUCUAGACCGGGACUUUUCCAUCGGCGGAGGAGAGCUGGGCCCAACCAUGAAGCUGAAGAGGCCGGUGGUUAUGAAGAUGUACAAGGAGCAAAUUGAGAACUUCUACAAAGAGCUGGCGACCCCCAGCACCCCUGACAACCCUCUGCCUCCCAAAUAGAGACAUAUACACGCCACGCCUGCCCGCAGAGGAGUUCAGGGAGCCACGACUGAAGACAUGAUGCAAACAGUACCGUCUCCUGACAUUACAUGCACAUUCAUAAACACACGCACAGAACACACUGUGCGCACACUUUCACAGCCACAAUCGUAUAACCAGCUACUCCCUGCAACUGUUUCUCUCCUGCAAGGAUGUUUUGGUAGCUUUGUGCAUUGUUUGUUGGGUUUCAUUUACAUUUGCGGGUCUUGGACAACAAGAAAACAAGGAACAGCCACAAAAAGCCAUUGGAAAAUUUCUGUGAUUUUGAAAAUAUUACUGAUAAGCUCGUUUCAACUAUUUAUUUAUAUUAAUGUAAAAAAAAACAUUAAUAUCCGAUCGAUGAAGUAGCCACUGCUGUAGGAAACGGCAUUGUUUAUUGUACUGUAAUACUUGAGCGACAAAGAGAAUCCAAAGUUUAUAGGACAUGAUGGAGUUUACUGAAUGAUAUGUCUGUUGAGUGCAUUUACUCUUUAUUUAUUGUUUUCAGUUUGCCAAAGUUUUUCCUAGGGCCAAAUAUGCUUUGGAUGUAAAGCAAUUGUUCUGCAAAAAAAGUCUAUAUAUAUAUUAAGAUAGAUGUAGGAAAAAAAUAAUUCACAGGUACAAGCCUGUUUCAUGCAUUACGCACUCAUCAGCUGCCAAGUUGGCUAUUAUAAUUAUAUUAAAUUAUACUAUAUUAUUAUUAUUAUAAUUAUAAUUAUCCAUUAACUUAUAAUAUAUUAUAGCCAACUUGGCAGCUGAUGAGUACACAAUGCACGAAACAGGCUUGUGCUGCUGUGAAUUAGUUUUUUUCCUACAUCUAUCUUUAUAUAUAUAUAUAUAUAUAUAUAUAUAAAAACCUGAUAUAAAAUGUAGCUUUCAUAUCCAGUGUUGACUGGCCUAUAUGUGGAUCUGGAUGAGUUGAAGUAAAACAGGGAAAGUGAUUUGAUGAGCCAAUGUGUCCUCGUCCUAUUUAGUGUUGCUAUUUAGUUCUUCGUCUUUCUGGUUUCAGAGUUUUGAUGGAAAGUUUUGACUUUAUGUUGUAUUCCUGUCCGACUAGUCACCGAGGUUUGUUCUGGGCUUACGCGGAUCCAAAAUGGACGAAGAUGAUGAAAUUCGCAGAGGCGAAUUUAAGUGUAGAUUGUCUCAUCAUGGUGAGCAUUUAAAAUACUUUCCUCGGACUGUGAAACCAUAUCAUUCAAGCCAUAUAUCUACAUCGCAGUCGUGCUUUUUUUGUAAGCAACAGGGGAAAAAAAAGACAUGUAUGUAUUCUGAUAUUGUGCGUGUUUACUUAUUACUGCCUACACACAUGCCUGGUCCAGUUGGAAUAUUUUAUAACAAUUCCUGUGUGUGUAGAAUAUGCUGUGAUCUUGUGAAAUAUUGUAAAUAUGUUUUUUUGCCUACAUUCAAUUCUCUCUUGUGGUCCUUUGCUUAUUUUUUAUCGGAUUCGGUUUUCUUUCAGGGAGAAGUGACACGUCAUAGCCGUAGAACUGGCAUGUGUCACUUUUUGUACUGACACACAAUGAAGGCAGAUCAGACAUGGAAAGUGUGUAGAAGGUAGAUUUGGGGGGGGUGGUAACGGCACAUCUGCUUUAGAAAAGAGCUGCUACCAUUGCUACACACACAUAAAGUGAGGAGAAGAAGUAACUCAAUGCUUUCCCCCCAAAACUGUCUCAAGACACGGAAGUGGCUGUUUGCAGCGAACUCAGAUGGGCUUAAGACAUUUCUCACGAAAUGAACAAGGAAAAUGGGGGCAUUACCCCUUGUUAUUACCAUCCAGAGAAUUUGUUCCAGUAUGUGUAGCAGUGGCAAUUGUAAAUUGUCUGAGUUCAAACUGAAGACUGGUAUGGCUUGCUCAAACUAGUCGAGGCUCAGGAUAAAUAGUACAAGAAAACUAUAUACCAGAGGGGAAAUGAUGUAAUUUAAGCCUAUCUGGAAUGGUUUUGAAAAAGGAAAUGACGGUGAUACAAAACAGUAUGUCAGGGUGGCCAAAUUCUCUGCUUUGUGGAAUUGAACAUUGCUUCCUCUGAGUGGUUAAUGCAGAACUAAAGUUUCAACACCUUUAUGACCGCUUUCACUUCCUGCUCCAAGGAGGUCUAAGACAGUUUCUUAUGGGACUUGGGGCUUGAUCUCAUUAUAAUGCUUAAUGCACAGUGUAUAAUAUCACAGCGCUUACAUUUGUUCCAUUCUUCAUUUACAUCAUUUUGUAACAUUUAACGAAGAUGCAUAAUACAUGCAUGAUAAGAAAUUCUGCAAAUACAAGUCUUACAAAUCCAUAUGUGGCCGCACAUUGCCCUGGACACAACAUACUGGUUAAACCUGACCUUUGCAAGACUUAAUUGUGAAUAGUUCGUAAGUAGAAAAGUUCCUAAGUGUACCCGGGUGUAAGAUGGAAAUAUUCACGUCGCUGCUGGGGGACGGCUGAGAAGGGCUGUUUGGAUAACCAGCAGAUUCCCAGAGCCUACAAAUAACAAUGUUUUCUGUAUGUGUGGUCCAAUUAUAAAAUAAAAGUUACAUACCGUGA
This is a messenger RNA of Lampris incognitus (smalleye Pacific opah), 4969 nucleotides long. RefSeq names its product acyl-CoA synthetase bubblegum family member 2 (gene acsbg2). The transcript is spliced from 15 exons. NCBI's taxonomy places the organism in Eukaryota, Metazoa, Chordata, Actinopteri, Lampriformes, Lampridae. The record is from RefSeq and is a predicted model, not a curated record. Gene Ontology annotation, cellular component: membrane; endoplasmic reticulum. Gene Ontology annotation, molecular function: long-chain fatty acid-CoA ligase activity. The coding region runs from base 136 to 2430 and encodes 764 amino acids.